GCUUCCUGCCAUCCUGAGGCAUACAGUUUUGCCUUAGGCAGCAAGAGCAGCCACCUUGAAACAAUUCCUGGAAAUUCACUUUCUCCCUCCCUGCCUAACUGCACUUUUUUUUUCCCCCGUCCCAAAGUAUAGACAAGACAUUAUAAUCAACAUUACAGAGGAAGGAAGGUAGGAGGGAAGAGAUAUUGAGGAGCAGAGAUAAAGUCUGGCCGCUUCUCAGAGUCGGCCUGGGCAAAGGGCUUAGGUUUUGACCCUGAAGAAAGGCUGAGACAAGCUGUCCCAGGACCCUGCCUGACUUGCCUGGCCUGUGUGGUAGGCCAGGUAGAUAAUGGAAAGGUCAGGGCUGAAGACUGGCAAUGACCCAGCGUCAGCUUCUAGAAGUUCACUGAGCGAGAGGCCAUGUGUGGCCUCAAGAGCUACUUUGCCCUCAGGCUCCCCAAAGAAUGGGCCCCACCCCCACAUCCUGGCUCUUUGGGCUCAUUCACACUCCCGGGAGACAACACCACACCACCACCAACUCGGGGACCAGACCCGAUUUCACUGAUUCUCCUGAGUAGCUGGGCAGAUGGACAAGUCACUCCGGCUUCCAGUCUCUGCUUUUCUGUGUGUUUGUUUGUUUUCUCUUUGGCAGGACAGCGAUACUUCCGUCACAGAAGUACGGUGGACAGUAACCGUGAGUUGGCAGGAGUCUGGAAGCCACCCUCUCUGGGCUCAUCACUCACCGGCCAUUUUCCUCUAAAUUGGGUCGAUACCAACCUCCUCUUCUAAUUAGUUGUCUGGAGUUGCAUUUCUCAGAAGUAUGGGAACAUCCCCAAAGGACACUAUGAGUCACCAGAGAGUAGAUGUGACAGUAGCAGCUGACAGGAACUGAAUUGCCACCUUUUUUUUUUUUUUUUUGGACACAGCUGUAAAGGACAUUAAUUAGCUCAAGAAAAAUCUCAUAGUUUGUAAAAUGAACAUUAUCGUAGGUGAUGAGACAAUAUACAGAGAGGUUAACCUGCCCAGAUCACACUGUUAUCAGUUCAGUAAUCCUGUCUGGUAACACAGUGGCUUCAGCCAUGACCCCUGGCAAAGUAACGUCUGCAUACACACAUUUUGUCUGCUGUGGACUUUUUUUUUUUUAAAUCAGGACUUCCUUAGAUUCUCAAAGGGGUCCAAGAUGUCCAGAUGUUAAAAAUGACUGUCCACGGACACCAGCUAGGAUGAAAAGAUAGAGCUGGACACCUACUUCUGGAGGUGACUCAGCACUGGGAAUCCUGGGAAGUCUCCUCAGGCCACUUGUGGGUUUGAGGUGGUCUGGAAAGGGGGCUGAGAGGGGGAAUCGCUGUUGACUCUUCCACAAGGUUAAGGACAGCGGUUUACUUACUCUCUGCCUUCCUGAGCAGGAAAUGGGAAGGUGCAACUCCAGCAAAGGAAGAGGAAACUUAGAAAGAUAAGAGACCCACAGGGCACCAGAUACCAGCUCCCGCUCCCCAACCGUGAUACUGCCCGGAGAUCUCCCAGCAUGCUCUGCCUUUGCGCCCUCUUCCUUUCCCAUGCCCCCCCCCCUCCCCCAGGCUCUGAUCCUUUCCCAGCUUUCUCAACCUCCCCCAGCUGUUCUGUGGAUGUGGUAACAGCCUCUCACCGACUCCUGAGCUUUUCGGUUCCAGCUUACAGAAUUUUCUCUGACUUCUCCAGUGAUUCCUAUGGCCUUCAAUUUCUGUUUCUGCCAUUUUGCAAAGGAGGUAGAAUCUUAGACUCCCCAAAAAGUUAGAGUUGGGGGGACUUGCUGAGGUCAUCUGGAUUCUUACUCAUUAUAAAGAUGAAGAAAAUGGAGGCACUAGGGAAUCCCAUAUCGUCAGACAAGGUAGAAGUGGAAAGUCAUCUGUCUUAACAUUAUUUAUUAUCUAUUCGCCUCUGCUGGAUGUUGGGUGUGGGCAGCUUUAAACACAGAGUGGUUGUCAGAUCUUGUCCUGGGGGUCUCUAAGCCCACCAAAGCUUGACUGUUUGGCUCACUCAGAACACCUUCGUGUUCCUUCGGGCAAAUGAAGCCAUGCUAGGUCUAAGAUGGAAUUCCUACAAAGCUACCAUUUUUCUCUGAGAAAGACAUUUGUUAUUGAGCUAUUUGGAGCUUCAAGGGAAGAUGUUCCAGAGGUGUGGCCCCCUCCUGGAGUCCUUUUAGGAAAGAGGCCAGAUCUAGCCCAGUAGGUCUGAGCAGUAGGGUCAUAAUGUGUGGGCACCAUGAGGAAAAGGCCUGACUUCGCCGCUUUGCUGUCUUGACUGUACUGAAAUGAGGCCUCUCCAGGUAGCUUAGGCUGGCCUCAAACUUGCAACCAUCUUGCCUUUGCCUGAUAAGUGCCAGGAUUACAGACCCAUGCUGCUGUAUCCAGUUUAGUUCUAGAUCGUUGACCACUGACAGGGAAAAGGGCAUCCUUUUAGACGUGGGUUCCUGUCCCUGGCUUAGAAGGAUGUUGUAGCCUCGAGGGCUAGACACUGAUUUGAAUAACCAUGUGUAGCUCAGAUCUUUACCAGCUUUGGAAUAUGAUGAUUGCCUGGGCACGGGGGAGUAUGUCCUUACAGUGGAGAGAAUGGACUUCACGGGGACGUCUUGGAGUGCAUGGUGGCAGAUUCCAAGUUAGCAUUUGUGUUAAGACUGAAGUGCCUAGAGAUGGCCAGCAGAGAAGAAUGGCUCUUCCCAGACUCUGGUUUCUUGUCUCAGAAAAAAAGAUGUAGUGUUGUAGGACUUGCUGACACAAGAGAGCAAUAAGGCCAGUUUGAUCCUUACACACUGGGCCAGAAAGUGGUGGAAGACAUGGGUAAGGCAAACAUGGUUUCGUCUCUACUGGAAGGUGCCUGUUUUAUUUUGAGCUGAAGUCAGAGAGUCAGUUGGGCACAUCUCUAGAGCCAGGAACCAGAUGUGGAACUCCAUACACUACUCUAGAGCUUGUGAGUGAGGCUUGCUGGGAAAUUAAGGCUGAAAUCUAUGGUGGCAAGUAGGGGAAUACCAAAGUCCAUCAUCGAUCAGCUGAGCAAACAGGUGGAAGAUCAUAGAAGUGAGGCAUGAAUAAAUAUCAAGGGAGGCACAGGACAGGAAGCAAAGUGUAGACUCUCUGCUAGAAGCCUGUGUUCCUCUGUGUCUCCUGAGUCCUCUGUGUCUACGUUGUCCUCUGUGAAUAGAGGCCAGGCUCACUUUAGCACAGACUUUAUGAGCCUGUCCUCUUCCAAGUCAUGUGGCUCUACUUGGUGGUUCUCCUGGGUCUAUGGAACCUCCUGCGCUUGUUCAGGGAGAGGAAAGUGGUGAGCCAUCUCCAAGACAAGCAUGUCUUCAUCACGGGCUGUGACUCGGGCUUUGGGAACCUGCUGGCCAGACAGCUGGACAGGAGAGGCAUGAGGGUGCUGGCUGCAUGUCUGACAGAAAAUGGAGCUGAGGAGCUGAGGAGCAAGACAUCAGACAGGCUGGAGACGGUAAUCCUCGAUGUCACCAAGACAGAGAGUAUUGUGGCAGCCACUCAGUGGGUGAAGGAGCGUGUUGGGAACAGAGGACUCUGGGGCCUGGUCAACAACGCUGGCAUCUGCAUCCCCUUGGUUCCCAAUGAAUGGCUGAAAAAAGAGGACUUUGCGAAGGUGCUGGAUGUGAACCUGUUGGGCAUGAUCGACGUGACCCUGAGCAUGCUGCCCUUAGUGAGGAAGGCAAGAGGCCGUGUGGUCAAUGUCUCCAGCAUCAUGGGCAGAGUGUCUUUCUCUGGUGGUGGUCCUUACCCCAUCUCCAAGUAUGGUGUAGAGGCCUUCUCGGACUCCCUCAGGAGGGAGCUCUCCUAUUUUGGGGUGAAGGUGGCUAUAAUAGAGCCUGGUUUCUUCAUAACUGCUAUGGCCAAUAGUGACAGGUUAUCAUCAAAUAUGAAGAUGCUGUGGGACCAGGCCAGCUCAGAGGUCAAAGAGAUCUAUGGCGAGAACUUCCUGGCAUCAUUUCUGUCAAUUCUAAAGUCACUGGACCAAAAGUGUAAUGAGGACCUCUCCUUGGUGACAGACUGCAUGGAGCACGCGCUGACUUCCUGUCACCCUCGCACUCGAUACUCAGCUGGUUGGGAUGCCAAGCUCUUCUACCUCCCCAUGAGCUACCUGCCUACCUUUCUUGUGGAUGCCAUGACCUACUGGAUAUCCAUAAAGCCUGACAAAGCUCUGUGAAGCCUACAUCUGUUUCUGUAGUUGGGGGUAUGUAAGUGUAGUGUGAGAGAGCAGAUCCUCAGGAGAAGGAAGAUUCCUGGGAUCAGGACAAACUUGUCAUUGGGAGGGGCAUCCACAGGUGCCUGAUAUUCUUCCCUUCGUAUGAACAUGAUGGUCGUAGCUCCACUCUAGAAACUGCUAUUUUUAAACAAUGAUUCCCAUUUUUGGUGAAAAUAGAAAGUGACCUUCUAUGUCUCAGGG
Messenger RNA from Peromyscus leucopus (white-footed mouse), 4404 nucleotides. Its product is annotated as retinol dehydrogenase 16-like. Gene Ontology annotation, molecular function: oxidoreductase activity. The transcript has 4 exons. Lineage: Eukaryota; Metazoa; Chordata; Mammalia; Rodentia; Cricetidae. The record is from RefSeq and is a predicted model, not a curated record. The coding region runs from base 3208 to 4164 and encodes 318 amino acids.